Messenger RNA from Lutra lutra (Eurasian river otter), 1747 nucleotides. It is a transcript of the gene PROP1, whose product is annotated as PROP paired-like homeobox 1. The coding region runs from base 4 to 687 and encodes 227 amino acids. The record is from RefSeq and is a predicted model, not a curated record. Gene Ontology annotation, biological process: regulation of transcription by RNA polymerase II; pituitary gland development. The transcript has 3 exons. NCBI's taxonomy places the organism in Eukaryota, Metazoa, Chordata, Mammalia, Carnivora, Mustelidae. Gene Ontology annotation, cellular component: transcription regulator complex. Gene Ontology annotation, molecular function: RNA polymerase II cis-regulatory region sequence-specific DNA binding; DNA-binding transcription factor activity, RNA polymerase II-specific.
GUCAUGGAAGCGGAAGGGAGGAGUGAGCAGGGUAAGCAAAAGAAGAGGCGACUUUGCACCAGCCCCUGGCCCCAGAGCCACCCCGUCGCCGCUGGGACUCUGACCUCCACGGCCGACACCGGCCCUCGGCCCUACAGGAGCCUCUCUGGUGUAGGAGUGCAGAGACCAAGGCUGUCCCCCCACAGAGGACAGAGGGGUCGCCCACACUCCCGACGCCGCCACCGUACCACCUUCAGUCCCGCACAGCUGGAGCAGCUGGAGGCAGCCUUUGGGAGGAAUCAGUACCCCGACAUUUGGGCCCGAGAGGGUCUGGCCCGGGACACAGGCCUCAGCGAGGCCAGAAUCCAGGUCUGGUUCCAGAACCGCAGAGCUAAGCAGAGGAAGCAAGAGCGGUCACUCCUCCAGCCACUGGCCCAUCUGUCUCCUGCCACCUUCUCUGGUUUCUUGCCCGAGUCCCCUGCUUGCCCCUACUCCUACCCAACACCGCCUCCACCCAUGACCUGCUUCCCUCACCACUACAACCACACCCUUCCCUCUCAGCCCUCCACGGGCAGUUCCUUUGCUCGACCCCACCAGCCUGAAGACUGGUAUCCCACCUUGCCUCCAACGCCCACUGGCCAUCUGCCCUGCCCCCCACCCCCUACCAUGCUUCCCCUCAGCCUUGAGCCCCCAAAGUCCUGGAACUAAGGUCAGACAGGUACUGAUAAGGAAAUCCACCCCACCCCCCAGCCCGUGGCCCUGGUGAAAUGCACAGAAAGUUGGGUGGCUUCCCUUACUUCCAAGGUUCAAGUAGAAAUUUAGUGAGGGACAGCUCAGAGACUGGGAAUUUAGAGAUGGGAAGUCAUGCUGAAGAAGGCCCACAGGUCAUUCAUUAGUUAAGGGAAUUUAGGGAGGUGAACCUACUAGAAGAUAGAAGUAAAAAGCCUCCGGGGAGGUGACCGGUGGAAGGGUGGGUAUCGACGGAAGCAGUUGUUGCUGCUGGUGAAUGGAAGUGAUUGAACAUGACAGAACUUUCGGGGCUAUGUGGAUUAAGAUCACAGUUGAAGAUCUUCACGCAGCAGUUUCUAGCUGCCUUUAAUAAGGCUUUCGAUUCAAAGUCUACCUGUUCAUCCUCUCUCCAUCACCCACCCGCCACCCAAAUCAGACAUUCACUUUUGUUCAUUAAUGUUCUAGGAAUACCUCUUGAAUUUUUUCCUCUCUUUUCCAUUCCGGCAGACACUUUGCCUUUUCUGGCCACAUAUCUUCUAACUGGUCCUCCUCAGUGGCUCCCUUAGCUCCAGACUUUCCCCUUACCAACAGGACCCUGAAAAUCUGAUCAUCACAGAACAGCUCUCCAAUAUCUCAUAAACAAUAAAAAAAAUAAGAUCUGAGUCUUCAGUAUUACCUUCAACCUGACUUUGAAAUCGAUUGCAAGUCAUAACAUAUAUGUUUUCUGAUAGAGAAGAAACAAUGAGAUUCAGGGCUGACUUUUCCAAAUGCCAGCCAGGAGUCUUAAGGCUUGCAAGAGGUCAUUCCCAGGAAAGAACCCACUGGGAAGUCCCUUGGUCUGAGCCCUCCUCACAGAAACCUGGCGCGGCCUCAUUAGUGGCCCCAUUUAUAUAUCCUAUGGCUUAUAAGGUAUUUUACUCAUAAUGUGCAUACUUACUUAUUGGCAGGCCCAUAGAAAAAUCCUUAAACAAGCCCCUAGGAAUGGAUAGUCAUGUUAUUUAUAAAAUUUUAUAUAUAUAAAAGUCUGGAGUCAAAACCU